This is a messenger RNA of Gossypium arboreum, 2758 nucleotides long. RefSeq lists its product as uncharacterized. Bases 377 to 2359 code for a protein of 660 amino acids. The transcript is spliced from 2 exons. Lineage: Eukaryota; Viridiplantae; Streptophyta; Magnoliopsida; Malvales; Malvaceae. The record is from RefSeq and is a predicted model, not a curated record.
UAUAAGAAUACGGUGAUACAAGAUUUAACUUAUUUCUAUACAUAAUCUGGGAUACGUCCCUUUCUCCAUUUUCAGAUACAUACAAGCAAAGGUUAAAAAAACAUAGAAACAUACACACAGACAGGCAUACUCUCUCUCUCUCUCUCUCAAUCCUUUCUCAGCUCAGCUUUUGCUCUCUAUUUUAGUGUUUCUUUUUUUUUUCGCUUUUUUAAAAUUAGUUUCACACACUUAUGAAAAGGGAAAGAUAUUUCACAAACUAAUUUGCAGUUUUUUUUUUAUUUGGGUUGUUUUGUUUUUCUUUAUAAACUAGGAAUUUCGUGGUUUUUUUUUUUUUUGGUUUUGGAAUGUUGAUGGAAGAGGUUUGAGUUUGAGAGUGAUGAAGGUGACGGGGAAAUCUAGUAUGCCAGCGACAUUUUCGGGGAGGAAUCCGACGGACGCGGAUCUCAAGCCAACGACGAAACGGAAAGCAAGGAACAGGAGGUGGAAACGGGUCGGCGGUACGCCGGUUGUGGGGAGGCGGAGCAGGCCGGAGACGCCUUUGUUGAAAUGGAAGGUGGAGGAGAGAGAGAAAGAAAGAGGGAAAGAGAAAGGUCGUGGAGUUGAGGAAGAGCUCGAGGACGAGGUCGAAGAGGAGGAGAAGGGUGGCCGGAGAGGUGGUGGUCGAGGGCAUAGGAGGAAAGGUGCUUCGAAAGUGUCCGCGAGGAAGCUUGCAGCUGGAUUGUGGCGGUUACAGUUGCCGGAGACGUUGACAUCUAGUGUUGCAGAAAGGAGGAGCGAUCGCUUAGGGUUUAAGAUCGAGCCUUCAAUUCAAUUUUCCAACUCUGCGAUGGAGGGAGCAACAAAGUGGGAUCCUAUCUGCUUAAAAACAACGGAUGAGGUAAGGCAAAUUUACAACCACAUGAAGCGUAUUGACCAACAAGUAAGUGCUGUAUCAAUUGUUUCUGCCCUUGAAGCUGAGCUCGAGCAGGCUCGAGCUCACAUUGAGGAGCUUGAGACUGAGCGCCGAUCCUCGAAGAAAAAACUUGAGCACUUCUUGAGGAAGGUUAGUGAGGAAAGGGCUGCUUGGCGGAGUAGAGAGCAUGAGAAAAUACGUGCCUUUGUAGACGAUGUUAAAGCGGACUUGAAUCAAGAAAAGAAAAAACGGCGGAGGCUUGAAAUUGUUAAUUCCAAAUUGGUGAAUGAGUUGGCUGCUGCCAAGUUAUCGGCGAAGCAAUAUAUGCAGGAUUAUGAAAAGGAAAGAAAAGCCAGAGAACUAAUUGAAGAAGUAUGCGAUGAACUUGCUAAAGAAAUUGGAGAAGACAAGGCUGAAUUGGAGGCAAUUAAGAGAGAUUCCAUGAAGCUUCGGGAGGAAGUCGAUGAGGAAAGAAAAAUGUUGCAGAUGGCUGAGGUCUGGCGUGAAGAACGUGUACAGAUGAAGCUCAUUGAUGCAAAGGUAGCACUUGAAGAGAGGUAUUCACAAAUGAACAAGCUUAUAGCAGAUUUGGAGACUUUUCUAAGGUCAAGGACUGGAAAUCUGGACACGAAAGACAUGCAAGAAGCAGAAUCACUAAGACAGGCUGCUGAUUCAGUUAAUGUUAAAGAAAUUAAGGAAUUUACAUAUGAGCCAGCAAACCCAGAUGAUAUUUUUGCCGUUUUUGAAGAUGUUGCUUUCGGUGAAGCAAAUGAACGAGAAAUUGAACCCUUUACCGCAUAUAGUCCUGCUAGCCAUGCCUCGAAAGUUCUUAUGGUGAGUCCCGAAAUGAGCAUGAUGAAGAAAGACAGCAUUAUGAAACAUUCAAAUGCACUUUUUGAUCAGAAUGAUGAGAUAGAGGAAGAUGAGAGUGGGUGGGAAACUGUCAGCCAUCUCGAGGAUCAGGGCUCAAGUUACUCACCAGAAGGGAGUGUUGCAUCUGUCACCAGGAAUCACCGGGACAGCAAUUUCUCGGGUAGUGGAACUGAAUGGGAAGAAAAUGCAUGUGGAGAUACCCCAAUCACUGAAAUUAGCGAAGUUUGUUCAUUACCUGCUAGGCAGUCGAAGAAGGCGUCGUCCAUAACGAGGCUUUGGAGGUCAUGCCCGAAUAAUGGAGAAAAUUACAAGAUAAUUUCAGUAGAAGGAGCAAAUGGCAGACUUUCAAGUGGAAGAAAGUCUAAUGGGGGUAUUGUAUCCCCAGAUCGAGGAUCCGGUAAAGGUGGGCUCAGUCCUUCAAUGGGACAGUGGAGUUCACCUGACUCUGGUCAUCCACACAUAACGAAAGGGAUGAAAGGGUGCAUUGACUGGCCUCGUGGUGCACAAAAGAACAGUUUGAAGGCAAAGCUUUUGGAAGCAAGAAUGGAAAGCCAAAAGGUCCAACUACGGCAUGUUCUUAAACAGAAGAUUUAGAACAGUGAAGUUCCCAAAUGAAAUAAGGACUAUAUUGGUCAGAGACAUGAGCAACCUCUGCUGCUAGUUCAAAAUCGGUUAAAAGUUGAAUACAGGCAACUGAUUGGUCCCAUAGAUUUUUCGAUCCUCCGGUUUUUCGAGUUCUUGCUGAGUAAGCCGGAUGAUGUUGUUCAUGAAACAGAUUAUUUGGGAUCAUCUCCUUUCAUUUGUAAUAGUUGUAACACUGCCUGGAGACAUUGCCAUUCUCUAUGUAAUAGAGAAAACCAAUGCAUGACAUUUGUAUUGUAUCACUCGGAUCCGAGGUUAUCAAGGAAAACAAGUUCAUGGUAGUCUGAAGUGAUAUCAUUUUCGUCUGUAAACUUGUUCUUUUUAAUAUAUAUAUAUAUAUAUUUGUUAAAA